ACACGGUGCAACGGCGAUCCGCCGUUGACCUCCUCGCCGCUAAUGUCCAACACACAACCUCCCCCUGGGCAUCCUCGCCAGCCGAUGAGCUACCCGAGGCCAUCGUCCUACCAGCCCGCCGGUAUGCCUCAUGCCGCACACUACGCAUACCCACCACAAGGCCUCCCCCCGAAUGACCCAUAUCGACCGGCACCGACUUCUUUGCCCAGUAUGAGAACCCUUGACCACCAGCAACAGCAACAGCAGCAGCAGCACGCAUUGCCCAUUGCUUCGCACAUGGCGGGAUCAAUGCCCCCAUCACAGAUGGCAAUGGGUUACUACGGUGUCCACCCCGGUGCGUACACAAUCCACCCAGACCCGAAUGCGAUGCGCUUCGCCAUUGCGCCGGGAAUGUCGCAUGACCCGCGCAUUGCGUUGAGCGGGGGAAGACACAAGAAGGAAAUCAAGCGACGGACUAAAACUGGAUGUCUAACAUGUCGCAAGCGAAGAAUAAAGUGCGACGAAGCACACCCAACGUGCGGCAAUUGCAAAAAGUCGAAACGCGAGUGCCUUGGAUAUGACCCCAUCUUUAAACAGCAGCAAGGCCCUGCGGCAAUUCAACCGGCUCUGAAUAGCCAGUCCUCCGCUCCUCCGCUUGCCACGACGCUUGCCUCAACACCAAUAGUGCUAUCCUCGACCACGCAGUCUUACCAACCAAUCAUUCUCCAGAAUUCAUACGCACCAUCCCUUCCGCCCAGUAUCACCUUCGGAUCGCCGGUGUCGUCGACACCGCAGAGUGUCAAGACGGACACUGGGUUUGACUUUUCCACCGCAAUCGAUCCGGCGCUUCAGGGGCCUGACGCAUCGAGCACCGUGGGCACUCCUGCAUCACAAUACCAGCAGAGCAAAUCAGAGGGCACAGACCAGGACAUCAGUGCUAAAACUCAACUCAGAGCAAAGAAGAUGAAGGUCGAUGAGCUCAUAGCACUUGGGGGCGCAUUGCCUCCGAUCCCAAGAUCGCCCGCUUCUGUGGGCGUACUUGGCGAGAUCACGAACCUCUACAACGAUAUAUACGUACCCGGUUUGACAAUGUUCUUCGAGACACAGUGGUAUAGGCUGGGAUCGGCCCAGACAAGCGCAUCAAAAACUCCAGAAGCAAUGUUACACGCCAACGAACCACUAAUUGCCCUUUUCGCUACCUUCCUCGAUAAUAUAUCAGGGAUUAAGAGCACCGACCCUGCCGAUAUGGUGUACGCUGGCCACCUCGAAACCUGUCUAGUUUGGGCCCUUGCUAGUCUGCCGAGUUCAUACAUGCCAAAGGUUGACGAUCGCCCAUUCCCCGAUUCGAUUCCCCCCGAGGACGAUCUUUGGGAGGCGCGCGCGCGCCUACACGUCUUCGAGACGCUUGUCUCGAACACGACUGUUUCGAGGAAUCCUCUCUUCCCUGCUUCGGGUAGCGACAAUAGCUCGACUCGGAAGAGCGAAUUUGAGUUUUGGCAUCAUUUGGGUCAAUACCUCCUCCAGUCGCACUCGUCAUCCUCAGAGUCAGAUGCCUCGUUUAGAGAACACUAUUUGGGCCUGAUGAGAUCUCUUCUUGACGGCCGAGAGAACCGCGACGUCCUCUACAGCAUUGCCGUCUUGCGAGAGUACACGUUACAUUGGGAUGCAUCCCUCAACGAGGAAGCCGUACCGACGCAUCUGGAGGAAUCCGAUCCCCGCAGUAAGCUUGCGGUAGCCACGAGGUUUAUCCGCGAAGAGUCUACUUCUGCAGGUGGUACGACUAAUGUUGUUCGCCGCUUCUCGGACAUCGCGUAUCGGGCCUUUGUUAGGCCAGGCGUCAACGUGAAUAGAACUUGAGCAGGAGGAUACCUGGACAACCUUUACGAUUAUACGCACACAGGGUGGUUUGAAAACGCACAUGUUACGAACCCUCGACAUGACUGUGCCCCAUUCACAGGGUCCGGCUCACAAUCCAGCACACACGUGACCGCAUACUUUAUGUCUUGUUUUGCCGCAAGGUUUAUGGAGCAGCCAGACAAUUUCCUUAGCCUGCAUUUACGAUUUUAGAGAUAAAAGGACGGCGUUACUGGCUUGCAAGCUAUGUUUUCGUUGGAAGGGGGCGGGGCUAACGGAUAACCAUCGACGAGGCUGGUCAAUGGAACCAAAAGAUAAGGAGGCGGGUGGCAAAUGGCAUGAUGCGGCAUGGUACGGCAUAUUAAGUCCACGGUGCAUAGGGAGGUUGGGAUACUUUAAAGCGCUCGCAUUUGCAUUUAUCGGCAAG
Messenger RNA from Lasiosphaeria miniovina, 2260 nucleotides. RefSeq lists its product as uncharacterized. The record is from RefSeq and is a predicted model, not a curated record. The transcript has 5 exons. Gene Ontology annotation, molecular function: zinc ion binding; DNA-binding transcription factor activity, RNA polymerase II-specific. NCBI's taxonomy places the organism in Eukaryota, Fungi, Ascomycota, Sordariomycetes, Sordariales, Lasiosphaeriaceae. The coding region runs from base 43 to 1836 and encodes 597 amino acids. Gene Ontology annotation, biological process: regulation of DNA-templated transcription.